AUGGUGCUGAGGCCGGUGGUGGCGGCAGUGGCUCCACACGUGGGCGGUGGCCGUGGAGCCGCGGCCCUGCAGCUGCUGCAGGCGCUCCCCGGCACGAUCCACGGAGCCGUGGGGGCGAAGUGGGCCGCAGACAUCCCCCUGCUGCUGCAGCACCUGGCAGGAACAACAGCGAGCUCCCUGGACGUGGCCGAGUGGGAGAGCCUUCUGCUGAAGUUCCUGCAAACCUCUCUGGAGCUCAUUGCGAGCGAGGCCUGGACCGUGGGCCUGAGCCAGGAGCUGAGCCGGCAGCUGGGCAGCUCUCCCCGCCUGUCCUGGGAGAAGCGGUUCCUGUACAAGGCUCUCGGCACGGCCCUGGCAGCUUGUGGGUGUCUCCACCACGUGCAGGAGCAGACCUUGGAGCACCUGAAAGCAGCCAACUUCCUGGAGCUGUGGCAGGCGCAGGGCAUGGUUUCAGUUGUGUCCCGCUGUGCCGAGAGCCACUUCCAGCUGGCCUUGUCCUUGGUGGAGGAGUUCACGGGGACUUUGAAACGCAAGAAGAGCAAGGCAAGAAGGACCCGCGCUACUCGCGCUGCGCUGCUGGUGAUGUACGGCCGGAUGGCGCUGCGCGCCCCCAGGGAGCAGCUGCUCGCCCGUGUCGAGAGAGACGUGGUGGCGAAUGUCCUGCAGCUCUACCGAGAGGGCUGCCAGGAGGUGAUUCAGGAAGAGCCCCAGGAGUCCCCGGUGCACCCCCGGGCCCUCGUGGCCAUGCAGCAGUUGAGGUAG
Molecule: messenger RNA, 762 nt
Organism: Dromaius novaehollandiae (emu)
Lineage: Eukaryota; Metazoa; Chordata; Aves; Casuariiformes; Dromaiidae
Product: maestro heat-like repeat-containing protein family member 1
Exons: 8
Coding region: 1-762 (253 amino acids)
Cellular component (GO): cytoplasm
Source: RefSeq, a predicted model, not a curated record